AUGGCCCCUUUCAACCCUUUUUCUAUCUUCAGCCAAGCCUUCGCCGCUGGCCAAGCCGUCGAUGAUACUCAGGAAGACGUCACGAUGAUGGACGUCUUCGGAGAGAGCCGAGAUGUCGACAUGGACCGCAUCUCUCCGGUUAAAACAUACAACCCUAAGACCCGAAAGUACUCGGAUAGCAGCGACGUCGACAUGCUCGCCUCGUCUCCAGUUAAAAGAUACAACCCCAAGACCCGAAAGUACUCGGAUAGCAGCGACGUCGACAUGCUCGCCUCGUCUCCGGUUAAAAGAUACAACCCCAAGACCCGAAAGUACUCGGAUAGCAGCGACGUAGACAUGCUCGCAUCGUCUCCAGUUAAAAACUACUACGCCACAGAUGACGAUGACGACUCUAAAGGUCUUCUAGCUAUGGACUGGGAGCCUACUGGGCCCCCGUCCGACGUAGAGAUGACUUAUGGCGACAAGUCCGAGGACGAGUACGACUGGCGCUACGAGCUUAUUUCCGCCGUGUGUGACUACAUAGUGGCACAAUCCCACCGAAGCCAAAAAGCACAGGAUCUUAAACAAUCCCACCGAAGCCAAAAGGCACAGGAUCACAAACAAUCCCACCGAAGCGACAAAGCACAGGAUCUUAAACGAUCCCACGGCUCGGAGAAGAACCCUCGAAAGCAACCUCGACACACUAGUGCUCGAGAAGAGCAGCAAAUGGGAGCCCCAGCGAAGAAGCAAAGAACGGAGCCAGAGGCACCAAAGGUCUUACACUUCCCACGCGCCCACCAAUAUGGCCACUCACAUGGCCACUCGCACGUCCACCCGCACGGCCCCCGCCGAAAGCUAUCAGCCAACCAGAUUCGACGUCGACGACAGUCUCGUCAAAAGUCUGGAACCCCGCCCUUUCGCCGUUAA
Molecule: messenger RNA, 906 nt
Organism: Hypoxylon fragiforme
Lineage: Eukaryota; Fungi; Ascomycota; Sordariomycetes; Xylariales; Hypoxylaceae
Exons: 1
Coding region: 1-906 (301 amino acids)
Source: RefSeq, a predicted model, not a curated record